AUGCUCCGGACAAGGCUAGAGGCUCUGGUGCUCCUGGGAGCUCUGCUGACGGGACCUCUGGAUCAAGCAGGUGGUCAGAACGCCCUCUCCCUGCCCUGGGAAGUACAGCGCUACGACGGCUGGUUCAACAACCUGAGAUACCACCAGAGAGGCUCUGCAGGCUCCCGGCUGCAGCGUCUGCUUCCAGCCAAUUAUGCCGACGGCGUGUACCAGGCUCUGGGGGAGCCGCUGCUCCCCAACCCACGUGGGCUCAGCAACGCCGUGGCUAAGGGGCAGGCCGGAAAGGCAUCGCAACGCAAUCGCACGGUGCUGGGGGUCUUCUUUGGCUAUCACUUGCUCUCAGACCUGGUGAGUGUGGACAGACCUGGCUGCCCUGCUGAGUUCCUCAACAUCCGCAUCCCGCCCGGAGACCCCGUGUUCGAUCCCAACAAGCGCGGGGACGUGGUGCUGCCUUUCCAGAGGAGCCGCUGGGACCCUGAGACCGGACAGAGCCCCAGCCACCCCCGGGACCUGAUCAACGAGGUGACCGGCUGGCUGGACGGCAGCUCCAUCUAUGGCUCCUCACACUCCUGGAGUGACGCGCUGCGGAGCUUCUCUGGGGGACAGUUGGCGUCUGGGCGGGACCCCGCCUUCCCUCAGGACGCACAGGAACCCAAAAUGAUGUGGAAUGCUCCCGACCCCGCCACGGGCCAGCGCGGUCCCCAGGGGCUGUAUGCCUUCGGAGCGGAGCAAGGAAACCGUGAGCCCUUCCUGCAGGCGCUGGGGCUGCUGUGGUUCCGCUACCACAACGUGUGGGCGCAGAGGCUGGCCAAGGAGCACCCGCACUGGGGGGACGAGGAGCUGUUCCAGCACGCGCGCAAGAGGGUCAUCGCCACCUACCAGAACAUAGCUCUGUAUGAGUGGCUGCCCAGUUUCUUGGACAAAACACCCCCUGAGUAUAAAGGAUACAACUCUUUCCAGGACCCCAGCAUCUCCCCAGAGUUCCUGGCAGCCUCUGAGCAAUUCUUCUCCACUAUGGUGCCCCCAGGAGUCUACAUGAGAAAUGCCAGCUGUCAUUUUCAGAAAAUCCUGAUCAAGGAUCUUGACAGUUCACCAGCUCUCAGGGUCUGCAACAGCUUCUGGAGUCGAGAGAACCCCAAUCUAAACAGUGCCAUGGCAGUGAAUCAUCUGCUGCUGGGAAUGGCUUCCCAGAUUUCGGAACUCGAAGAUAGGAUAGUGGUUGAAGAUCUGAGAGAUUUCUGGCCUGGCCCUGGCAAGUACUCCCGCACAGACUACGUGGCCAGCAGCAUCCAGCGUGGCCGAGAUAUGGGACUACCCAGCUAUAACCAGGCCCUGAUGGCCUUGGGCUUAACGACCCCACAGAACUGGAGUAACUUCAAUCCCAAUGUGGAGCCUCAGGUGCUGGAGGCCACAGCUGACCUGUACAACCAGGACCUGUCCAGGCUGGAGCUGCUCCCUGGGGGGCUCCUGGAAAGCCACGGCAACCCAGGACCCCUCUUCACAGCCAUUGUCCUCGACCAGUUUGUUCGACUGCGGGAUGGUGACCGCUACUGGUUUGAGAACACAGGGAAUGGGCUGUUUUCUAAUGAGGAGAUUGCAGAAAUCAGAAAUACCACACUGCGGGAUGUGCUGGUGGCUGUCACCAAUGUGGAUCCUAGUGCCUUGCAGCCCAAUGUGUUUGUCUGGCAAAAAGGUGAACCAUGCCCUCAACCAGAGCAGCUCACAGCCGAAGGUCUGCCCCACUGUGUGUCCAUGACGGUGUUGGACUACUUUGAGGGUAGUGGUCCUGGUUUUGGCAUCACCAUUGUGGUUCUCUGUUUACUUCCACUAGUGAGUCUGCUCAUCUCUGGGGUGGUGGCCCAUUUCCGGAACCGAGAGCGCAAGAAGCUACAAAAGAGAACCAAAGAAAGUGUGAAGAAGCAAGGAGCCAAAGAUGGGAUGCCAGCAAUGGAGUGGCCAGGUCCCAAGGAGAAGAGUUAUCCCAUCAUCAUCCAGCUGCUUCCAGAGAGGUGUCUGCAAGUCCUGGACAGGCGACUCUCUGUGCUCCGAACUAUCCUACUGCGGCCCCAGCAGCAAGUCAACCUCAUCCUGUCCAACAACCAGGGGUGUCGAACCCUGCUGCUCAAGAUCCCCAAGGAGUAUGACCUGGUGCUGCAGUUUAACUUUGAGGAGGAGCGGGCCACCUUUGUGCAGUGUCUGAAGGACUUCUGUGUGCGCUGGGGCCUUGACUUCAAUGUGUCGGCAAUGAAUGAGAAGGAGCUGUUCAAGAAGGCCGUGACCAAGCAGCAGCGGGCUCAAAUCCUUGAGAUCUUCUUCAGACACCUUUUUGCCCAGGUACUAGACAUUGACCAGACAGAUGCAGGGACUUUGCCCCUGGACUCCUCACAGAAGGUUCGAGAGGCCCUGACGUGUGAGCUGAGCAGAGCUGAGUUUGCUGAGUCUCUUGGCCUCAAGCCACAGGACAUGUUUGUGGAGUCCAUGUUCUCUCUGGCCGACAAGGAUGGCAACGGCUACCUGUCCUUCCGGGAGUUCCUGGACAUCCUGGUGGUCUUCAUGAAAGGGACGCCAGAAGAUAAGUCUCGCUUGAUGUUUACCAUGUACGACCUUGAUGAGAAUGGCUUCCUCUCCAAGGAUGAAUUCUUCACCAUGAUGAGGUCCUUCAUCGAGAUCUAUAACAACUGUCUGACUAAGGACCAGCUGGCCGAGGUGGUGGAGUCCAUGUUCCGGGAGUCAGGCUUCCAGGACAAGGAGGAGCUGACAUGGGAGGACUUCCACUUCAUGCUGCGGGACCACGACAGCGAGCUCCGCUUCACACAGCUCUGCGUCAAAGGUGGAGGUGGAGGUGUUAAAGACGUUUUUAAACAAAAAAUUAGUCGAGUCUCAUUCAUCACCCGGACUCCUCAGAAACGCUCCUGCAUCAAUGGACCAGAGCUCCCUACCUCAGAAGCUCCAGAGCUGGGAGGCCCUGGGCUGAAGAAGAGGUUUGGCAAAAAGGCAGCGACGCCUUCUGCUCGACUGUACACGGAAGCGCUGCAGGAGAAGACGCAGCGGGGCUUCCUGGCCCAGAAGCUGCUGCAGUACAAGCGCUUCGUGGAGAACUACCGGCGGCACAUGGUGUGCGUCAUCGUCUUCUCAGCCAUCUGCGCAGGCCUGUUUGCGGAGCGAGCUUACUAUUACUCCUUUACCUCGCCGUCCUCAGGCAUUUCACAGACGACUUUUGUGGGCAUCAUCCUGUCUCGGGGCACGGCGGCCAGCGUCUCCUUCAUGUUCUCUUACAUCCUACUCACCAUGUGCCGUAACCUCAUCACCUUCCUGCGGGAGACCUUCCUCAACCGCUACAUCCCCUUCGAUGCCGCCGUGGACUUCCACCGCUGGAUUGCCAUGGCUGCUGUUAUCUUGGCCAUUUUACACAGUGCUGGCCACGUAGUCAACGUCUACAUCUUCUCCGUCAGUCCUCUUAGCCUGCUGUCCUGCAUCUUUCCCAGCGUUUUUAUCAAUGAUGGGUCCCAGCUUCCCCAGAAGUUCUACUGGUGGUUCUUCCAGACAGUCCCAGGUUUGACAGGGGUGUUCCUGCUUGUGGUGCUGGCCAUCAUGUAUGUGUUCGCCUCCCACCACUUCCGCCGCCGCAGCUUCCGGGGCUUCUGGCUGACCCACCACCUCUACAUCCUGCUCUACAUCCUGCUCAUCAUCCAUGGCAGCUUCGCCCUGAUUCAGACGCCCCGUUUCCAUCUCUUCUUCCUCGCCCCGGCACUCAUCUAUGGGGCAGACAAGCUGAUGAGCCUGAGCCGGAAGAAGGUGGAGAUCAGUGUGAUGAAGGCCGAGCUUCUGCCUUCAGGUGUGACUCACCUACAGUUCCAGAGGCCCCAAAGUUUUGAGUACAAGUCAGGGCAGUGGGUGCGGAUCGCUUGCCUGGCCCUGGGGACCACCGAGUACCACCCCUUUACACUCACCUCUGCACCCCAUGAGGACACGCUCAGCCUGCACAUCCGAGCAGCAGGGCCCUGGACCAUUCGUCUCAGGGAGAUCUACGCAUCCCCGACUGGUGAUGACAGAGCCAGAUACCCAAAGCUGUACCUCGAUGGACCAUUUGGAGAGGGCCACCAGGAGUGGCAUCAGUUUGAGGUGUCAGUGCUGGUGGGAGGGGGCAUCGGUGUCACCCCCUUUGCCUCCAUCCUCAAAGACCUGGUCUUCAAGUCAUCCUUGGGCAGCCAAAUGCUCUGUAAAAAGAUCUACUUCAUCUGGGUGACACGGACCCAGCGGCAGUUCGAGUGGCUGGCUGACAUCAUCCGGGAGGUGGAGGAGAAUGAUCGGCAGGACCUGGUGUCAGUGCACAUCUACAUCACCCAGCUGGCAGAGAAGUUCGACCUCAGGACCACCAUGCUGUACAUCUGUGAGCGGCACUUCCAAAAGGUGCUGAACCGCAGUCUGUUCACGGGUCUGCGCUCUAUCACCCACUUUGGCCGUCCCCCCUUUGAGCUCUUCUUCAACUCCCUGCAAGAGGUCCACCCCCAGGUGCGAAAGAUUGGGGUGUUCAGCUGUGGCCCUCCAGGAAUGACCAAGAACGUUGAAAAGGCCUGUCAGCUCCUCAACCAGCAGGACCGGGCCCAUUUCAUGCACCACUAUGAGAACUUCUGA
Elephantulus edwardii (Cape elephant shrew) is the source of this 4635-nucleotide messenger RNA. It is a transcript of the gene DUOX2, whose product is annotated as dual oxidase 2. NCBI's taxonomy places the organism in Eukaryota, Metazoa, Chordata, Mammalia, Macroscelidea, Macroscelididae. Gene Ontology annotation, molecular function: superoxide-generating NAD(P)H oxidase activity; heme binding; calcium ion binding. The coding region runs from base 1 to 4635 and encodes 1544 amino acids. Gene Ontology annotation, cellular component: NADPH oxidase complex; plasma membrane. Gene Ontology annotation, biological process: superoxide anion generation; defense response; response to oxidative stress. The transcript has 33 exons. The record is from RefSeq and is a predicted model, not a curated record.